Molecule: messenger RNA, 865 nt
Organism: Lycium ferocissimum
Lineage: Eukaryota; Viridiplantae; Streptophyta; Magnoliopsida; Solanales; Solanaceae
Product: putative F-box protein PP2-B12
Exons: 3
Coding region: 42-416 (124 amino acids)
Source: RefSeq, a predicted model, not a curated record
CAGAGCUACGUAUGCUUGCAUGCGUCACUUGAGUUUGCGUCAUGACUAACCCUUCCCCUCUAUAUAUUGAAGCAAAAGUUGCUACCUUGAUAGAUAUAGAUUCAGCAUCAUAUCAGAGCAAUAAAAGAAAGAUGAGUGCAUGGAUCGGCGCAACAGAGCUUUCAAUUACAUGGAUGGACACUCCGGAACAUUAUUGGACAUGGAAUUAUCUUCAUGAACCUAGAUGUGACGUGGCUGAGCUUCAUCGCGUUUGUUGGCUUAACGUCGUUGGAAAGAUAAGCUCAAAACAACUUACUCGAAAGACUAGUUAUGCGGCAUAUCUAGUGUUCAAGUUAAAUGAUCAACAACAUAACCUUGAACGAGCCAUUGCAUCAGUGAGAUUUGUUAAGGAAAAGGCGAGGAGGCAACGAUGGUGAGGGCUACGCUUUUUUCAUCUCAAAGGCAAAGGAACAUGGAGAACAUGGCAUAUUCCACACCUUCGAACCGAUGAUGAGUGGAUGGAAAUAAAAGGCGGGUGAAUUUUUCAACAACUUAGAGAAGAUGGCGAAAUUGAAAUGAGGUUGAUGGAAACCAAGAACGAUAAAUGGAAAUACGGUCUCAUUGUUAAGGGCAUUGACAUUCGUCCAAAUUAAUUAUCGAGGAUCGUUGAUAUUAUAGACCUAAUUACGCAUGGAUAUAUCUAUAGCCAGUGGGACCUUUAUUUCUAUUUUGCGUGUUUUUUUGUCCUUUUCUAUUGUUUUCAUGUUUUAUCAAUUGUACUCUCUCUCUCUAUGCUUGCUAAGAGAGUGAGCAGCUUGUUGUACGUUUGGUUGAUCUUUUGUACCUCAUUUCUAAGUCAAAAUAAGAGGUUCUGUGAUUUUUACUA